Messenger RNA from Penicillium longicatenatum, 2889 nucleotides. RefSeq names its product vacuolar protein sorting protein DigA. The transcript is spliced from 3 exons. The record is from RefSeq and is a predicted model, not a curated record. Gene Ontology annotation, molecular function: protein-macromolecule adaptor activity. Bases 1 to 2889 code for a protein of 962 amino acids. Gene Ontology annotation, biological process: organelle fusion; vesicle-mediated transport; intracellular protein transport. NCBI's taxonomy places the organism in Eukaryota, Fungi, Ascomycota, Eurotiomycetes, Eurotiales, Aspergillaceae. Gene Ontology annotation, cellular component: HOPS complex; endosome.
AUGGCGCUGGAUGGAUCCAGCAGUUAUGUUGCUCCCAACAACCUGACCGAGCCUGCAGACUCCCUGCCCAUCUUCGACGUGCAGCGGGUGCAGCUCCAGUUCCCCAUCGCGGCCGACUUCGUGGCGGCGCAAGUCGCCAACAAUGUGCUGAUUUUGGCUCUCUCGACCAACCGAAUUCUCCGGAUUGAUCUUGAUUCGCCAGAAGAUAUCGAUGACAUCGACCUGCCUAAGAAGUCCUCGGAGAUCGGUUUGAUUCGCCGCAUGUUCCUUGAUCCUUCUGCAUCACAUCUUAUUAUCAGCACUACCCUCGGCGAAAACUACUAUCUCCAUACCCAGUCGCGACAGCCCAAGGCCCUGUCCCGCUUAAAGGGCGUCUCUAUCGAAAGCAUUGCGUGGAACCCUUCGUUACCAACUGCCUCAACACGCGAGAUCCUUCUGGGUACGACGGAUGGAAAUGUCUAUGAAACAUACGUCGAACCAUCGACAGAGUUCUAUCGACGCGAGGAGAAAUACGUCACUUCUGUUUACAAGGUGACAGACGCGUCACCCGUCAUUGGGAUCAGCGCCGAGGCAGUUUCCUCGAAAGCCGACCAGAGAAGGAUUAUCGUCGCAACGUAUGGAAGCUUGGUUCAUUUCUUGGGUCGAGUCGGGUCUACAAAGCAUGGUCGGGAAGGGGGUGGAUCUAUAUAUGCGGAGCUUUUCCAACGCGAGACGCCCCUGAGCUAUGAAAUUCCGCACCCGUCUGGCUCUGCGCCAUCGAUAUUGACAGUCUCAUCAUCUGCAUCUACGGCGGGGGCACAUCAAGCUGCUGGAUAUACUGAAAAGGAGUUUGCGUGGCUCAGCUCCCAUGGGAUCUACCACGGCCAACUUGCCUCUUCGUCUCCAUUUGACAACGCAAAGAUGCUCCCACGGUCGAAGUUCCCUGCCUCUGAAUCCGCCCGAGGUGGAAGGAAGAUGAUCCAGGAUCCAAUCACGGCAAUGGCCUUGUCGCAGUGGCAUAUUUUGGCUCUUGUUGAAGGAAAGGUCGUUGCAGUCAACCGUCUAAAUGAAGAGAUCGUGUACGAGCAAACAGUCUUAGAGCCUAGACAAAGUUCUUUAGGUCUUCUGACGGAUCUCACUCAAAAUACGUAUUGGCUUUUCACCAGCCAAGAGAUUUAUGAGGUUGUCGCCAAUGAGGAAGAUAGAGAUGUGUGGAAGGUCCUUCUCCGCGCGCAGAAGUUUGAUGAAGCACUUCAAUAUGCGCGCAGCGCUGCACAGCGAGAUGCUGUCAUGACUGCCUCGGGUGAUUCUCUAGCCAAAGAAGGCCGUUUCUUCGAGGCGGCAAAAGUAUGGGGCAAGAGCAGCAAAGGGUUCGAGGAGGUUUGCCUGACAAUGAUCGACAACAAGGAGUAUGAUGCUUUGCGGAAGUAUCUCUAUUCGCAGAUUUCGACUUACAAAAAGGCAUCUGUCAUGCAGAGAGUCAUGGUCGCAAGUUGGCUAGUGGAACUUUUCAUGUCCAAACUGAACUCGUUAGAUGAUAAUAUCGCAACCAAAGCGGAGUUAACCGACGGUGCCACCACUGGAGAGAUCAAAGAUGAACUUGGCACUGUUCGAGCCGAGUUCCAGGAGUUUGUCACCAAGCACAAGGCCGACCUGGAUAAGAAAACCGUCUAUGGCAUCAUCAGCAGCCAUGGUCGUGAAGAAGAGUUGCUUUUCUUUGCGACUGUUGCUAGUGACUAUAACUACGUUUUAUCUUACUGGAUCCAACGAGAGAAGUGGUCUGAAGCUUUGAAUGUUCUACAGCGACAGAGCGAGCCCGACGUCUUCUACAAGUACAGCAGUGUACUUAUGACACAUGCGGCUACCGGGUUAAUCGAGAUCCUGAUGCGACAAACCAAUCUGGACCCCGAGCGGCUUAUACCCGCGCUUUUAAAUUACAACAAGACCGCCAGUGUCGCUCUGAAUAAUAAUCAGGCCGUGCGAUACUUGAAUUUCAUCAUUGUCAACCAUCCGCAUCCAUCUGCCGCUGUCCAUAAUACGCUCAUCUCUAUUCAUGCCUCGAGUCAGUCCGCUUCGGAAGCUGGGCUGCUCACCUAUCUCCAGUCACAACCAUCCUCGCCGCCUCCAUACGAUGCGGACUUUGCUCUACGACUGUGCAUCCAGCACAAACGAGUGCAGUCAUGUAUCCACAUUUACAGCGCCAUGGGCCAGUACCUGCAGGCAGUAGAACUUGCCCUGGAGCAUAAUGAUAUCGAACUCGCUGCCAUCGUUGCCGAUCGCCCCGAAGGCAACAAUAAGCUCCGUAAGAAACUCUGGCUUCUGGUGGCCGAGAAGAAGAUCCGUCAGCCAGGCACCGGGAUCAAAGACGCGAUCGAAUUCCUACGUCGCUGCGAACUUCUCCGCAUUGAGGAUCUCAUCCCGUUCUUCCCGGACUUUGUGGUCAUCGAUGAUUUCAAAGAUGAAAUCUGUACCGCUUUGGAAGAUUACUCGCGUCAUAUUGAUGCUUUGCGUCAGGAGAUGGACAAUUCAGCCAACACGGCGCGCCAGAUCCGCAAUGAAAUCGCUAGCCUGGACACCCGCUACGCAAUUGUGGAACCUGGCGAGAAAUGUUGGAUUUGUUCAUUGCCUUUGCUGAGUCGCCAAUUCUUCGUCUUCCCCUGUCAACAUGCCUUUCACAGUGAUUGCCUGGGUAAAGAAGUGUUAGAGGGGGCGGGAGGCAAGAAGAAGUAUAUUCGGGAUUUGCAGGCACAAUUGAGCCAGGGAGACCUUUCCUCGUCCCGGCGAGAGGAUAUUGUGAAGGAGCUCGAUGGACUCGUUGCUGAGACUUGUAUUCUUUGUGGUGAUCACGCUAUCAAGCAGAUUGACAAGCCCUUCAUCGCUGCCUCAGAGACAGACGAGUGGGCUCUCUAA